AUUUAAAUUAACAGAAAUCACAGACCUGCUUGUUCAUCAGGUUCCAGGCUAUUUGAAUGACAAAACCAUCAUCAGCCUAUAAAGUAUAAAAGCCGGUGGUCAGACAGAUAGUAGCUGGACAGAAUCCCACAGAGACUAACAAACAUGGGCAAGAUCAUCUUCUACGAGGACAGGAACUUUCAGGGUCGCUCCUAUGAGUGCAGCAGCGACUGCUCCGACAUGUCUACCUACCUCAGUCGCUGCAACUCCUGCAGGGUGGAGAGCGGCUGCUUUGUGGUCUAUGACCGUCCCAACUUCAUGGGCAACCAGUUCUUCAUGAGGAGGGGCGAGUAUGCCGAUUACAUGCGAAUGGGAAUGAGCGACGGCAUCAGGUCCUGUCGCAUGGUUCCUCAGUACAGAGGUCCCUACAGAAUGAGGGUCUAUGAGAGGGAGAACUUUGGAGGCCAGAUGUAUGAGCUGACUGAUGACUGCGACUCCUUCGUGGAUCGCUACCGUAUGUCCGACUGCCAGUCCUGUCAUGUGAUGGAGGGUCACUGGCUCAUGUACGAACAGCCUCACUAUAGGGGCAGGAUGAUAUACUUCAGGCCUGGAGAGUACAGGAACUUCAGGGAUUUGGUAUACAGCAACACCAGAUUCAGCUCUGUUAGAAGAAUUAUGGACUUGUGUUAAAGUCACAGUCUGAGAACAUAAUUAAUAAUAAAAUAAAAGCAUGAACAAUAA
Messenger RNA from Misgurnus anguillicaudatus (oriental weatherfish), 720 nucleotides. NCBI's taxonomy places the organism in Eukaryota, Metazoa, Chordata, Actinopteri, Cypriniformes, Cobitidae. The record is from RefSeq and is a predicted model, not a curated record.